AUGGCCCGCCGCAACCCCGAAUUAUCCGAAUUUCCCGCGUACGAGACCACUCGGUGUAUGUCCAUGAAGACGAAGACCGUCGAUCCUAACGUUGCGCGGAUCGCUGCUGCGAAGAGCGGACAGUGUGAGCUGGGUUCAUUUUCUGUUCGCUGCGUUGGGGCUGCGAGACAGCGAGACAUCGUGAAUGGACGCGGGAAGGGGGAGGGUGCUGAGGGGCUGCAGCAUCCCCAUCUGCGAGGCUCCACUAGCACCCGCAUCCCCAAACUGUGUGUGUGUGUGUGUGUGUGUGUGUGUGUGUGUGUGUGCGUGUGCGUGUGCGUGUAUCACAGUGAGGAUCUGGGGGAAUACAUGGAGUCGAAGGGGGCGUCCUCUCCAGGGAUCCUGACCCUGACCACUAACCUGAGUAAACCCUUCACCAGACUGGAGAGAUACCCCACGCUGCUGAAAGAACUGGACCGACACAUGGAGGAUCAACACCCGGACAGAGUGGAUCUCAUUACGGCGAUAACUGACUUUAAGACCUUUGCGGCUCACUGCCAGAAUGUGAGGAAGAAGAAAGACCUGGAGUUGCAGAUUUUAACGGAGCCAAUCAGAAACUGGGAGGGUGAUGACAUUCGUUCUCUGGGUCCGGUUCAACACAUGUCGCAGUGCACCGUCCACACGCAGAACUGCCAGGAAUCAAACGAACGCUACCUUGUCCUCUUUCCUCACACUCUGCUCGUGCUCUCCGCCAGCCUCAGGAUGAGUGGAUUCAUCUUCCAGGGGAAGAUGUCACUGUCAGGGAUGCUCAUCUCCAGAAUAGAAGACGGAGAAAACCUGAAGAAUGCUUUUGAAAUCUCCGGUGCUCAGGGUGAUCGGAUGCAGGUGGCGUGUAACACUCAGCGCGAACUUCAGGACUGGCUGGACCUCCUCACCAAACACACACACACUCCUGCCUCACACACUAACUCGCUCAAGCAUCAGUCCGUCUGUCACACACUGCCCUCUCUUCCCGCCACUCCCUCCAGACACUCGGAGUCUCGUGGAGGAAGCGUCGGACACAACUACCACACCCUUCCCCAUCCCCCUUCAUUUGGGAUGAACCUCAACAGCAGCCCGAUGUGGGGGCCCCUGGAGCCGCCGAGUACCCCCAAACCCUGGAGCCUGAGCUGCCUCCGCCCUGCUCCUCCACUCAGACCAUCAGCUGCUCUCUGCUCCAAGGAGGAUAUGAGUAAGAGUCCUAAGAACAUGAAGAAGCUGCUCCCUAAGAGGAAGCCGGAGAGGAAACCUUCAGAGGAGGACUUCACUGUCAGAAAAAGUACAGCAGCUCUAGAGGAGGACGCUCAGAUCCUGAAGGUCAUCGAAGCUUACUGCACCAGCGCCAAGACACGAGCCACUCUCAACUCCAUUUUCAACACUUAG
Notothenia coriiceps (black rockcod) is the source of this 1401-nucleotide messenger RNA. RefSeq names its product rho guanine nucleotide exchange factor 7-like. The record is from RefSeq and is a predicted model, not a curated record. Gene Ontology annotation, biological process: lamellipodium assembly. NCBI's taxonomy places the organism in Eukaryota, Metazoa, Chordata, Actinopteri, Perciformes, Nototheniidae. Gene Ontology annotation, molecular function: guanyl-nucleotide exchange factor activity. The transcript is spliced from 12 exons. Bases 1 to 1401 code for a protein of 466 amino acids. Gene Ontology annotation, cellular component: cytoplasm; lamellipodium.